AUGGCGCGGCGGUUCCGGCGCGGCGAUGCGGUGGAGGUGGCGAGCGUGCAGGAAGGAUUUGUUGGUUCCUACUACGAGGCCACCGUCAUGACCGAUCUCUCAAAACACGGCUACUACGUGCAGUAUCGCACUCUGCUCAAGGACGAUCUCUCGGGCCCGCUGCGUGAGGUGGCCUCCGCCGCCGAGGUCCGCCCCAGGCCGCCGCCCGAUCCGGCGACGGAGUACCGGCUGCACGACGUGGUGGACGCGUUCGACAACGACGGGUGGUGGUGGGGGAGGAUCACCGGCAGAAGCGGAGAUGGUUACACGGUGUUCUUCGAGACCACCGGAGAUGAGAUCUUUUACCACAAGAGUAGGCUGCGGACUCAUCAAGAAUGGAGCAAUGGAACUUGGUGUUUAGCAGAGUUGAUUCCCAUAGAAGAUUAUCAUCAUGUUUCUUGA
This is a messenger RNA of Salvia miltiorrhiza (redroot sage), 441 nucleotides long. Its product is annotated as protein AGENET DOMAIN (AGD)-CONTAINING P1-like. Lineage: Eukaryota; Viridiplantae; Streptophyta; Magnoliopsida; Lamiales; Lamiaceae. The record is from RefSeq and is a predicted model, not a curated record. The coding region runs from base 1 to 441 and encodes 146 amino acids. The transcript has a single exon.